Oldenlandia corymbosa var. corymbosa is the source of this 2478-nucleotide messenger RNA. NCBI's taxonomy places the organism in Eukaryota, Viridiplantae, Streptophyta, Magnoliopsida, Gentianales, Rubiaceae. The record is from the annotation of a GenBank genome assembly.
AUGGGAAUCACUGGGCUAUUGCCUCUCUUGAAAUCAAUCAUGCUUCCCGUACACAUCAAAGAUUUGAAGGGAUGCUCUGUAGCUGUUGACACCUAUUCGUGGCUCCACAAAGGGGCUCUUUCUUGCAGCAAAGAACUUUGCAAAGGCCUUCCAACCUCCAAGCACAUCCAGUACUGCAUGCACAGAGUAAACAUGCUACGACAUUAUGGUAUCAAGCCCAUCCUUGUGUUCGAUGGAGGUCUCUUACCCAUGAAGUCUGACCAAGAGAACAAACGUGCAAGGUCAAGGAAGGAGAACCUUUCCCGUGCGAUGGAGCAUGAGUCAAAUGGUAACAUGACUGCUGCUUAUGAAUGUUAUCAAAAAGCCGUUGAUAUAUCACCUUCAGUUGCAUAUGACCUGAUUCAGGUCUUGAAGCAGGAAAACGUAUCGUAUAUUGUGGCUCCUUACGAAGCAGAUGCUCAAAUGACCUACCUGGCAGUGAGCAAACAAGUUGAUGCAGUUAUAACAGAGGAUUCAGAUCUGAUCGCGUUUGGUUGCCCAAGAAUUAUCUAUAAAAUGGACAAGUUUGGACAAGGAGUUGAAUUUCGUGCUUCCAUGCUACAACAGAACAAAGAAUUGAUUCUCACUGGCUUUACGAAGCAGAUGAUCCUGGAGAUGUGCAUUUUGAGUGGAUGCGAUUAUCUGCAAUCGUUGCCAGGAAUGGGUCUCAAGAAAGCUCAUGCAUUGAUCAAGAAGUUCAAAAGUCAUGACAGGGUUUUGAAGCACUUGAAGUACUCUAGUGUGGCAGUAUCUCCACUCUAUGAAGAGUCUUUCAAGAAGGCAAUAUUAACUUUCCAGCAUCAACGAGUUUAUGAUCCAGUGGCAGAAGAAAUUGCCCAUAUCCUUGAGUUUUGUUAUCACUCCUUAAUUAUGCAAACAUCGAUUCCCCAAGACAUAGCUAGAGCUAUUGCAAAGGGUGACCUUGACCCUAUCACUAAAAUGCCAUUUGAGGGUGAACAUGAUUCUGCUGAGAUUGUGGACUUGGAAUCUUACGAAGAAAAAUAUUGCAAAGCUGAAGGUGCAAAGAAGAAGCUGGAUUUGCCUGCCCAGACAAACCUGUUAACUAACUACUUUUGUUCUGCUUCUAUUGAAGCAAAGAGGAAAUAUAGGGCCCCGCGAGUGUCACCUAAGAUUCAAAACACAGACAACGGAAUCCCUAAUGCAGAGACUGAUUUUGGUGGGAACAUGAACUCCACCGCAGUAGUCACAGAAUCCGUACUGUGCUUAACUGCUUUGGAGGCUUCUGAAGUACCACAGCCACAAACAGGAGCAGACGAAGUGGAAGAAAAUGAGGACAGAGAAACACACUGUGACAUUUUACAGGAUCCCAUCUAUAAACCUUGUGCAGGGCUCCAUAAGAAGAAACACACCUCAGAUCCAAGUCAGAGCAAACUUAUAAGCAUGACUGUAAGGAGAUCAUAUAUUCUGCCUCAGCCAACAAAUACAUUGAAUGGCGUUCAAGAAACAGAUAUGGUUGCUAGUGAUAGGGAUGCUGUGAGUGACAGAUGUGCAACAAGGCUUGCAUCAGUUUAUAGUGACAGAAAAUCAAGCACUGUGAACAAGAAUGUGGUUGUAAGAAGUCGUUAUUUUCAAGGCAAAUCCACCAAGGGAAGAAUUGGCAAGAAUGAAAACCAAUUAGUUGAUGGAAUUGUUGCACCUCGUGACAAGAAUUUAUCUAGCCCGGAUGAAAUUCAAAAUGUAUCCACCAAAGAUGAGGGCAAUUCAAUGGAUAGGGAUCACUAUUUUCAGGAACAUUCAGUUGUCAAACUCCAAAACUUUACAGUUGAGGAUGGCACAGCUACAAAUAUUGAUAAAUAUGCCAUUCCUAGGAUCUCUGCAGAUAACAGUUGUCUUGAGGAAGCAAGAAAAAGGAGAAAGGUGGCAUCCACUGACGAUGAAGCAGAAGAUUCCAGGGAAAAUUCGACAGCAGAUUAUACUUCUGAGUUUGGCAACGCAACUUGCGAGAUGAAGGAGCAAGAAGAAAAAUUCGGGUGUAACAUCUCUCACAUUGGACAUUAUUCUGAAAUAGCCGAGAAAUCUCUUGAAAAGUUUGUUUCAGUGAUUUCAUCAUUUAAAUUCACAUCAAAUGGUUCCCGUGCUAGUGGUCUCCGGGCUCCUCUCAAAGAUGUAAAGAACACAUGUAGUAACAGGUCAUCCAGCAACAUGGAUCUCAGCAGAUUUGCAUAUGCACCAAGGACAAAGGGUUCAUCAGCUUCCCGUAGAAAGGUUAAGGUGAUCGAUCCAGUACUGAUGACAACUGAAUUGCCAUCAAACGAUACAAUCGUUUGUAUAGCCCUCUUCCCUUGUUCAUUCACUGGGGAUGUAAUCAGGAAAUUUCAUAGCCAAUCUACCACCGGGGCAACCAGUGAGUUGGACAAAUGGAUUUUGUUGAUGUGCUGGAAUUCCGAACCUGUUGGUAUUUGUUGUACAUUGAAAUGA